UACGUACGUCGCUCUCAGCCGCCAGUUACCUCUGUUGACCGACCAGGAGAAGACGUGUGAUCGUUGUCUCUCUGUGCCACCUUCUGCCUCACUCCCCACGAGACUGGCUUGUUAUGUGAACGUGGCCGCUCUCCUGUCAUACAUGUAAACAAGGAUAUUUCCUCGGCAACCCAUGGAUGCUUAUAUAUUGUGAUUGAUAAAGGUGUUGACAUAUUUGUGAGUUUUGUUGGGUUAUAUUAUUGGCUGUAGUUACAAACAGAGUUCAUUUGUGCAGUGAAGCAGAGGCUCGCAACAGUGAUCCAAACAUACGUGGACAACUAUCCUGGUCCAAAGUUUUAAGUGCCCUGUGGUGUGUUGAAACUCACUUGAUUGUUAACUUUGAGAUAAAGUAAUUGUACAAAACAUCAGAUGUGAAUUGAUAGAAGAAAGAGUAUCAAUUGUGUACAAAAUAAACAAGAUAUAUACAAAAGGCUUGUGAAUGAAUAAAUGUCAAAUACAACAGUGUACUAAUUAGUGAAGUUCUUCAAUAGCAAACUGGAAUUUACAGUUACAUAAACAUUUGAGCAACAGUGUCGAAAGUGAUUGAUCCAAAGUGGUGUGUUUUCUUCGGGAAUAUAAAGUUUAUAAUAAUUGAUCCCAGGUAUGUGUGGUCCCAGCAGCGUAUGUCUGGUACAAAGUGUGGUGACCAAGUGAUUACCUUCGAGCAGCAUCACGGGAACAGUGGAUAAUAAUCGUACCUUGCGUGGAGCGUUCUCAAUGCUGCCCGUGUAUCCAGUGUUCGCAGUGUUCUGAGGACACACCAGUGGCUACUGCGCCCCCUUCACACACACCACCCAACACACUUUUAACUUUAAAAGGAGGAGGCAUCGACUCUUGACCUCACCUGACCCCUCCUUUUGACUCGGGGUUGCAAGUUUCCCCUCUACUAGUGUGAGCUCUGGAGGGUGUGACCCCAGCUAUACUGAGGUGCACGCUGACCUACCCAGCCCCGGGGUGCACUCUCUUCCCCUCCCUGUGUGUACUCACAAGAGAAUGAAGUGAUAUUUACUACUUAACCUAAAGGAUUUAAGAAAACAUCCUUGAGUGUUGGACUGAGUGUGUAGGUGCUAUAUUGCUUCAAGGUUGCCAGAAGGAUUUGAUACAGUACUUGAUCUGUCAAUAAGUUGUGAACUGAGUGUGGUGCACCGAGGCUCCCCGCCCGUGGGCUCCCCCCGCCAACAUUCAGUGAAGGGACUUGUCGUAUCGGAUUUAAGGCAGGUCAACGGAGGUUGGCCUGAGCGGUACGUGUGACCCCGUGGCUUGGCGUGGCUCACCCUCCUGAUGGUGAAGCACGCUGGCCGCGUAGAGUGCCUGGCCACUGUUGGCCAUGGACAUGUUUAGCCUUCAGCUAGAGAGUGAGUGGGUGGGAGGCAGCUGUGGCGGUGGUGGUGCUGUAUCUGUCGUUACUACAGUGUGGGGAGUCACCACUUCGACUACCCAGAGCACCCCCACGCCCACAACCCCCAACUGCACCAUCAACAACCCCAACAUGCCGGCUCAACCAUUCAACCCCCAUAGCAAAUCUUUCUCAAAUAUGGUCAACUAUCCCACCAAGCCCAAUGGAUGGUGGGCAUCGGAGCCUGACGCCAACCAAUGUAAUGGCGAUCAAAAUUCGUAUGAAGACCACUUCAGAAAUGGCUGGUGGGGCGCGCAGGCAGACUCUAGCCAAUGUAAAGCCGAACAAAAACCGUUUGAGGAACACUGCAGUUCUAACGGUGGCUACGCCAACAGUCCGGGUCCUACUAUGGCCGGGAACACGGGCAUGGGCGGACCAGGGAAUAUGGGCGGGCCUGGCACCAUGGGCGGUAACGUGGGUGGUGCGGGAGACGCCCUCAACACAGCAGCCAUGGUGGCAGCAGCCACAGCCACCGCCACAGCUACCGCCGUCGCCCUCCGACCGGAGAGACCUGAAAUGCAGGGACAAUACAACGGGCAGAUGGCGAACAUCAAUGCAGGAUUCUCGGGUCCAGGGUUCUCCAUGCAACGGCCGUCCACGCCCAACAUGAACAUGAACAAUCCUAUGAAUGGCAUGAAUAACAUGAUGAACAACAUGAUCAACAACAUGGGAGGCAACAUGAUGAACAACGUACCCAUGAACAACAUGCAGAGUAUGGGUCCUAGCAUGGGCAAGUGUAUGAACAUGCAGCAACAGCAGCAAAUGAUGUACCAGCGAGGUAUGGGCCCAGGCAGUGGCCCUGGCGGGGGGCGCACUGGGCCAUACCCCAACGCGGCUAUGUUCAUGGCCCAGAAACGAGCGGCGGCCCAAGGCCAGUACUCUCAGCCUCCCAUGAGCCAGAUGGGUCAGAUGAACCCCCAGAUGGGUCUAGCAGGUAUCCGUGGUGGUACAGGAUACCCAGUACAACAGCCCUUGCCUUCCCAGUUUCCGCCAGGUCAGGGUAUGCGGCCAAACAUGCGGCCAGGUGGGCCCUGUGUUCCUGGUGGUCCACCCUUCAACCAGGGCCAGUUUUAUAAUCAGCAGUACAACAACUUACAGUACAACGAGAUGGGCCCAAUGGGUCCCAUGAACGGCAUGAAUAUGAACGGAAUGAACAGUAUGAAUGGAAUGAACAGUAUGUCCGGCAGCAUGGGCAGUGGGAUGAACACUAUGACCCAGAUGUCUAUGUCCAUGUCAAUGCCCACAAUGAGCUCGACCAGCAUGCCUCCAGGUGGCAGCAGUGCUAUGAACUCCGCCAUGAGUUCAGGGAUGAACAAUAUGAAUACUGGCAUGAGCAGUAUGAAUAGUGCAGGGAUGAAUACUUUGAACAAUACAGGAAUGACUAAUAUGAACAGUGGUAUGAAUAGUGUGAUGAACAGUGGUAUGACAGGCACCAUGCCAAGUGCCAUGACUAUGACCAGUCAAAACACCAAUGCUGUCAGCAACAUGAACUCUGGAAUGAGUAACAUGAACUCUGGGAUGAGUAGUAUGAACUCUGGGAUGAACACUAUGUCAAGGAGCAUGAGUACAGCACCAGGUUCUGCAAAUGUAGGGAAUGUGGGUGGGAGCUAUCAGCAUUCGCCGAUUCCUGGCAACCCCACUCCCCCCCUCACACCAUAUAUGAGCCCACCAUAUGCCAAUCAAGGGGAUGUUAAACCUGACUUGUCAGAGUUAAAACCUUUAAUGCUUCAAAAAGAUGAUGAACUACGGCUCACCUUUCCUGUUCGAGAUGGGAUUGUUCUACAGCCUUUCAGAUUGGAGCAUAACUUAGCCGUUUCCAAUCAUGUCUUCCACCUCAAACCCACUGUGUAUCAAACCCUAAUGUUCAGAUCAGAUUUAGAGCUGCAGUUAAAAUGUUUCCAUCAUGAAGACCGACAAAUGAACACAAAUUGGCCAGCCAGUGUUCAGGUUUCCGUCAAUGCUACUCCUCUCAGUAUCGACCGUGGAGAACAGAAAACUUCACACAAACCACUAUAUAUUAAAGCUGUGUGUCAGCCAGGAAGAAACACCAUCCAAAUUACCGUCACUGCUUGUUGCUGUUCUCAUCUCUUCGUACUUCAGUUAGUACACAGACCAAGUGUUAGGUCUGUCUUGCAAGGGUUGUUACGGAAGAGAAUGUUACCUGCUGAACACUGUGUUACUAAAAUCAAGCGAAACUUUAAUUCUGUUGCUGCCUCAAGUGGUUCUUUAAAUAGCUCAGAAGGUGAUGGUGUGGAACAAACUGCUAUCAAGAUAUCCCUCAAGUGUCCCAUCACAUUCAAGCGAAUAACAUUGCCUGCCAGAGGCCAUGACUGCAAGCAUAUACAGUGUUUUGAUCUUGAGUCAUACCUUCAGAUGAACUGUGAAAGAGGGUCAUGGCGAUGUCCAGUUUGCAACAAAACAGCUUACUUGGAAGGACUAGAAGUUGACCAGUACAUAUGGGGAAUUAUAACUACCCUAGCUAACUCUCCUGUGGAUGAAGUAACCAUGGAUUCUUCGGCAUCUUGGAAAGCAAUGAACUCGUCAGGUAUGCCAGGCACUCCUGGGGUGAAAGAUGAGGAUUCCGACACAUGCAUGAAGCGAUGGAACAAGGCCAUGUCUCCAGGCAGCAUGACCCUACCAACCAUGAGCAACAUUGACAUGGGGCAGUCCAUGAGCCCUUAUGUUCCACCUGAUAUGAAUAGCAUCAACAAUGGCUCUAUGAUGAACAUGAUGAACAUGGGUAAUAAUAGUAGUAGUGGUUCUGGUAUGUCCAGAUCCACUUCCCAAUUUGACUUGAGUUCACCAGACUUUACGAGAGGGGGAGGACCUCUCUCUCAGCUCAGUGAAUCUGUCAGCAAAAUGGAUCCUCUGGGUGCCAUGGAAAAGUCUGUCAAGGACCAAAUGGUCCCUCAAAUGGGGCCACCUCCACCAUCCACCUCCACCACUACCUCCAACUGUACUCUUACUGCCCCAACCACAGGUUCCACCUCCACCACCACCUCUGUGUCCUCCUCACAGCCACUGUGCACUACCACCACUGCCACAACAACAUCCACUACCCCAGCAUCAACCACAACACAGCCGAGUGUGAGCAGUGGGCCUGGCAUGCCCCACACCCCACACACUCCUCACACCCCUCACACUCCACAUACUCCUGGUGGGGUGGGAGGUCCCCCUAGUGUCCCAUCUGCAGGUACUUGCACCAACACAUGCAACAGUAGCAGCAGCAACAACAAUAAUAAUAAUAGUAGUAACAAUAACAGCAGCAGCACAACCACCACGGAGACUCACAACACCUGUAACGAGAUGAAUGACCUUCCGACACUCAGCUUUGAUCCCUUAGACGGUGAUGGGUCAGGUCAAGAUGGGUUGGAUGUGUUUAACAGUGGUGUGGAUCCCAUGGACCCUCUAGAGCUGUUAUCCUACCUAGAACAACCAGACUACAACACUCCACCUUCUUCAGGUGCAUCAUCACAAGGUCAGGGUGCUGGCAACACACCUGCUGGUGCUGGUCUCUCUGCCGCUCCUGACACAGAUGAUAUACUGGCACUGUUCGAGUAGACGAGUUUGAGUUGACUGUGGUGGAGUUGUGGAAAGAAUUCAGGUGCUUGGAUAUUUGAUUAUCUGUGUUAGUGAUUGUGUUGACUGACUUAGUCAAACAUUGAAACAGUUGUGAAUUUUGACAUUAAUAGACAGAAAAUUUGAAGAACUGUGAUACUCAAACUAGAUUUGAGAGAAACUUUUGUGCAUAUGCAGACAUCUCAGUGGACUUGUCCUUCACAGUCUUCAUUCAAGAGAAAAUUAUGGGUAAACAAACAUAAACGGUGAGACCAAUGAUACAUGUUUGAUGUGUUGUGUACGCACAAGUGUGACGAUGCACAUCCAGACAAGGAGCCACGUAACAUGCAACAAGAAUGUGCACUAUGAUGUGUAGGGAGGAAGAAUGUUGCUCCAGUAUGAUUUUUUGUAGUCAGACCAUAGUGAUGCAUAUUCUGAUGAUAUUUAGAAAUGACCAGUGUGAUGGUGCAAAUCAUUGUAAUGACCACUUUGUCAAACAUGGUUCUCUCAUAUUUGCAACACAGAACAUAUCCUCACACCAGGGUAUGUCAGAGGAGAGGUUAUAUUCCAAAGUAGCAAAACAAGUUCUUUUCAUGUUUAGCUCCAAUGGACACCACCGUGAAGGUUAUCCCAGUGAGUAGUUAGGUCGACAAGUUUCGUAGAAUAAUUAUUGUGGCUAUGCAAUGAUGUCCACAGUAGUGCUGUUUCAAAAUCAAUCAUGACAUCAAAAUGACAAUGUGCAUAAUAUUGUCUUAAUUAGGAACUUGCAAUUUUAGUCCAUGUUGGUUGUUCUGAGUUUUAGACCAUAACAGUGACAUGAAGAGAAGCAUGUAUCUCCGUAGGUCCCCAAUCGCAUGUAAAUACAACUCUCGAAAGACCGAAAUGAGAGGCUGAAUCAGUCUGAAUGAAUGUCACAGCAUUAUUGCAAGAUGUUUAUUAAGUUGACAUUAUUCAGAAAAUGGGGUGUGCAUUUGUGCAACUGCGACUGAGUCCCAAGAAAUUUCUCUGAGUGUUGUUGUGAAUGAAGUGUGAUAUUUCUGGCUGCACAGGUUUAUGGGUGGUUUAUUGUCUAGACGAAUUAUUGCAUUUAUUUAUAGGGUACUCCUGUGUGCCUGUCAGCCUAAUUUGUGUAAAUAGCUGUGUACAGAAAAUGUCCUUUUAUUUAUCUCACUGGUCUCGCCCUUAGAGUCCUGCGCAUUGUCUAAGCUUUAAUCCCUUGCUCCGUCUUCACCAACAUGACCUGUAGGAUACACCAUCACAUACAGUACACUACUGCAAUUAUUGACUCCUUCCCACCACCUGAGCAAGACCAGACACUGGGGCUGGCUUGUUGCGGGAUGGUGGAGUCAAAACCUCAACCUGGCUAUUAAACCGACUUUGGUUUCAGAAGAUUUCUCAUAUGUUACCUUUUGUGUCAGUCCGUUUUUUUGUACAUCUCUGACACUUGAGUGCGUCUUAAAUCCUCAUUCAAACUGUGUUCCUAUCUAUGAUUAAGAAUAUUUUUUGUUACUCACCAAGCAUCUCAUUUUCUUCUGAAACCAGAGCCAGCAGGCUUCAUGCAUACUCUGUUGACCGUCAAGUGUACUGAAGCUUAAAUGAAAUGUUUAAUUUUUAUGAAGAUAGAUUUAUGCACUUAUACAGAAUCACUGAAAGUGUUUUUAUGUACUGUGUACAAAGAAAAGUGGUUUAACAUUGUGAUCUCAAGAUUGUCAUUUUUAAAGUUAUUUAGAGAAAUUCAUACAAUGAAUUUUUAAACUGUUAGUGACUGUCAAAGAGUUUGUGUAAGCCAUCACUUCUCAUGUAAACUGUACCAGAGAACUUAAAAGAUAGUUUCUAACUCAGAAAA
This is a messenger RNA of Homarus americanus (American lobster), 6839 nucleotides long. RefSeq names its product zinc finger MIZ domain-containing protein 1-like (gene tna). NCBI's taxonomy places the organism in Eukaryota, Metazoa, Arthropoda, Malacostraca, Decapoda, Nephropidae. The transcript has 17 exons. Gene Ontology annotation, molecular function: zinc ion binding; SUMO ligase activity. The record is from RefSeq and is a predicted model, not a curated record. The coding region runs from base 1367 to 4996 and encodes 1209 amino acids. Gene Ontology annotation, biological process: protein sumoylation; regulation of transcription by RNA polymerase II.